Lotus japonicus is the source of this 798-nucleotide messenger RNA. RefSeq names its product B3 domain-containing transcription factor VRN1-like. The transcript has 4 exons. Gene Ontology annotation, molecular function: DNA binding. Lineage: Eukaryota; Viridiplantae; Streptophyta; Magnoliopsida; Fabales; Fabaceae. Bases 1 to 798 code for a protein of 265 amino acids. The record is from RefSeq and is a predicted model, not a curated record.
AUGACUUCUAAUCUCAACCAUUGUGUUAAUGAAUCAAAGCCAAUCCACUUUUUCAAAAUCAUGCUCCCCGAAACCAUUUUGCAAGGAAAGCUGAGGAUUCCUGGAAAGUUUGUGAGGGAACAUGGAAAAUGCUUGUCCAACACAAUGUUUCUUAAGCUUCCAAAUGGUGCUGAAUGGGAAGUGAAUUUGGAGAAACGUGAUGGUAGCAUUUGGUUUCACCAUGGUUGGAAAGAGUUUGCGGAAUAUCAUUCUCUAGCACAUGGGCAUUUAUUGGUUUUCAGGUAUGAUGGAAGAUCCUAUUUUCAUGUACUCAUCUUUGGUGUGAGUGCAAUGGAGAUAGAUUACCCUUCUGUGAACAAGGUUGAUCGUAAAAGAGCCAACAAUUGUGAAGUUGAACAACAUAUUUUGAUGAAUCCCAAUGAAGGGAAGAGAAAAAUUGAGCAUCAUACUAAAAGGUCACCCAUAAGAAAUCGUGAUGCUCAUGAAGCUGCCGGCCCUGCUGAUUCUUGCAUGCUAACAAUAAAAAGAAGCCACUGCAUGAGCCUGCCAAGAGGAUCACUCAAGGGCUAUGUGAAACCUGGAGCACAAAAUGUUACACUGCUGGUUGGGGACAAAGAAUGGAAGGUUAAUAUGAUCUAUUACCCACGCAAAUCUUCUACUUGGCUUUCUGCAGGUUGGCCAGUAUUUGCAAGGGAAAACAACUUAAAAGUAGGAGAUGUCUGCUUGUUCAAGGUAGUAAAAGGUAGCGGUGACAUGGUGGUGAAGGUUUCCAUACGUCAUAAGAAAGGAAUGUCAUAA